Aspergillus sclerotioniger CBS 115572 is the source of this 5526-nucleotide messenger RNA. RefSeq lists its product as uncharacterized. Bases 1 to 5526 code for a protein of 1841 amino acids. Gene Ontology annotation, cellular component: nucleus; site of double-strand break. The transcript is spliced from 3 exons. The record is from RefSeq and is a predicted model, not a curated record. NCBI's taxonomy places the organism in Eukaryota, Fungi, Ascomycota, Eurotiomycetes, Eurotiales, Aspergillaceae.
AUGAAUAUUUUGCCCUGGACGGCAAAGCAAGCAGCAAAUCAUCAUCUCUGGCGGAAUGCUGUUGGCUGGCGGAAGCUCAACUGGGCGCCAGAUCUGACGGACGGGCAUUCUGGCCAUGGGGUUGGUUGGUUGGGCUUGCGAGUGGCGCUGAUUCGACUUGGUUUCCCGGGCAGCCCUGCCAAAGUAUUCGCAUUUUGUAUCCUGUCUAGAAUUCCUGUCUCCUCUUUUUUAAGUGUCCAAUUGCGUCCCCAGCAUCACCGCGACCUUGUUGCUGCUGUUACUUGGCUCUAUUCCCGCGACCCCGAACGCAAUGCUGAUGGCUGUCUCCGAUCGCAGAUUUCCAUGCCGCCUCCUGCCAACCUGCAGCGCCCCUCCAACCGUGGGGGAGGCACCAGAAUAUCACCCACCAAGAAACCCCUCGACAUUGGAGUCCCCCUAGGCAUCUACGAUACCAAUUCCGUGCGAGCAAAGGUUCGCAAGUGGCAGCAGCAAGGAGGCGGGGUAAUCGCGGCCAAUGACGGGGUCUGCUACGACGACGAUGAAGAGAAUUCAACAGCCGAUUCCAAACCCAAGCCUGUGGACGAUAAGGCGUCCAGUAGCUCCAAUGGCUCCACAACGAGAGCGCCCACAACGAGGAUGCGAAGCAAGAGCACCCCCCGAAAACGAGUCAUCAGUGAUGAGCAUUGGAAGCUGAACCGAACCCCCACCCAGAAGACGCCCACUUCCAAGCUCCCUGCCCCGAAACGCAUCGCCGAGUAUACAACGAACGAUCCAUUAACUUCUCCACACGCAAGUGGGGGCGAAGGCGCUCGAGACGACAAGGUAUUACCCUCUCCCUCUCGGAACAAAGAAAGGGGAAGGGCUGCUGUGGCACCUGACCUCGCGACAAGAGAACGACGGAAGUCGAGAGCGUCCCGGGAUAUCGAUGCAAUACUGGAGGACAAGGUCGAUGGGGAGAAUGGGUCACAUAAUGGAUCUUUAAAGUCCACUUCGCGACCGGCAACCGGGGAUAAAGCCCAUGCAAGUGCACGGUCGGAACAGUCACAGAGUGCGAAGAAAAGGGAUGGUGCACUGGAUUACGAUUCUGAGUGGGCGACAAGUGAAGCCGAUUUCUCAGAACUCUCCAGGCGGCGUGCGCGAGGCCCAAACCACCCUGCACCCAAAAGCUCUGCAUCCAGAGGGCGGGGCACUGUGAAGCCACCUAAGGGCGGCAUUUUUUCCCAUAUGCUCGACGAGUCCAGGAAGAUGUUCGCCAAACCGGAGCCUCCGAAGCCCACUCCGAACCGGGGCGCGAAGAUAGAGGCAUGGCUUUCUGAGACUACUGAUCCAUUUAUUGACGAUAUGGAAUCCGACGUCGAGAUACCUGCACCAUUGAAUACCAGGACCGGCAAGAAAAAGGCACCCGCAAAACAAGAGGAAUCCCAGAAUCCUACUAGCGAUAUCGACCCUCCUCUCGAGAGCGACACGUCGAAGAAAGAUGCAGCGCAGCGGCGAGCGAGGAAGGAAGGCCCAACUGGAAGCGAAAGCAUAAAGCUACCGGAGGAGAAAGUAGAGCCCACAAAAAACACCAGUUCAACCAAGGACAAGGGGCUUCCGGAACAUGAGCCGAAGCAGCCGUCUCCAAACCUUGGGAAGCUUCCUAUCCGCGAACGACUUCAUGACGACAAGGACAAGGACAAGGACAAGGAUAAGAAUAAGGAUAAGGAUAAGGACAAGACAUCGGAGACGGAAACCCAGGUGCUCUCAGAGGGCUCCGAGGUAUCCGGAAAUAAUGCGCCGGUGCCGCUUGGACGUCGAAAGCCCUUUCCCACCACAGGAGCCCACUCUCUUUCCACAAUAGCAUCUGUCGAAUCGAUGAGCACGGGCACCGAUGCUCCAGUAUCAGGACAAGAUCCUGUAUCAGAAAAGCGAGAUGCAACUCCCACUCAGGAGAAGCUUGACGAAGAGGAGAAGAGGGACCAAUUCGAUCCCGACUCGCUCCCUGUAAUUUCUUCCCAGCUAAAGAGGCGCCUUACUACCCACGACGAUUUGAUAUCGGUCUUGUCUGCCCCAACUAGCAGGAGUAGAAGUCUCCGCUCUGCAAGGAGUUUGAAAGCGAAGAGUCGGGUCAUCACAGAGAAUAUUCCUGACCUUCUCAAGGAGCUGGCUGGUGACGAGGCAAAAUACAUGCGCGAGCUCAAGACUCUGGUUGGCGGUGUGAUACCUGUUCUCCUGACCUGCGUGCUAUCACGAUCCGACUCGGCGAUUGCAGCUGGCCUUUUUCGACCAUCUACUGAUCCUAAGGACGAGGUGAACUUCAGCAAGCCCAUUGUGGAUAUGGGUGUUGCCAUUGAGCGAUUGAAAACACUGCACAAGCGAAUUCCUCAAGAUGACGUGGAUGCUUUACUCAACUGGGCGAAUGGGGCUCAGAGAGUGUACCGUGAAUAUCUCAAAGCCUGGAGACUAGGAUUCAAAGACGUGAUUGUUAACCUUGCGCCCCUUGAAGAUGGCGAGGCGGGCGACAACACCGACACGAAGAGUUUGGACGAGGGUAUGGCACGGGAUGAAAACGGUGAUGUGGUGGACAGUGACGGGGAAAAGGUUGACGUUGCAUACCUCCUGAAGCGGCCCCUCGUGCGCCUGAAGUACCUAGCCAAAACGUUCAAAGGGAUCAAAACAAUCCAGCCAUCCAACAAGGCCGAGGAUGCGGCGGCGGUAUAUCAGAGUCUUGUCACGGAAGCCCGUCGCCGGGCACGCGAAGAAAGAGCCAGGCUCGAGGAUGAAUCUGCCGCCAGCGUCGACGCGACCCGCGCCAGAGACCCGGCGACCCUGGGGGCGCUCACUGGAGUCAAUGUCGACCGAAGUCGAAGGGUCCGGGCCCGUGAUUUCUUCAAUCUCUCGCUGUACCACACCAGUGGUCAGAUCAUUGAUUGCCGUGCAGAGUUCCUUCUCAGAGAUGGCACCGCAGGAAACAAAACCGGUGGGGACUUACUCAUCUGUGAGAUUGAUCAUACGGAUCGCUGGCUGCUAUUCCCUCCGAUCGAGCUUGGAUGUGUCUCAGCUCGGAAUGGCGACACGAAGGGUGAGAUCGUGGUCAUGCUACGAAGUGCCCCAGGGCAGACCAAAUCCUGGCAAGAACUGCUAGUGCUCCGCAUCGACGAAGAGGACAUCGGCUACGAAUGGGUUCAGAUGUUGGGCCUGACCCCUGUCCCACCGGCUAUUUGUCGAACUCAGAGCUUCAUCGACCGAGCAAAGCGGCAACGAGCAAAGACAAUCUCUUCGGCCAACGAGGCCUCGCAGGCCCAGAAGGCUCCGCCAAGCCCUUCUAAUAUCAAUGUUCCUAUCGGCGAGAAGCCCACUUCUCGUACAUUGCGGCGUUCCCUAACCCCUAGAGACCAUCUUUCGGACCCAAGUACUGUGGGAUCUUGGCUCUCCGAGUCACGCACUUCUCUACAAACUGCAGUAACCGCAGAGUCGGAUUAUGCUAUCGGGGAUGACUCACCAGUGAGGUCCCCACCUCCGCAACCAAUACUGCAUGCUAGGGAGCCCCGAAAGAGCUUCACGGCGGACGACAGACCAUCUCAUGGCCUCAAACGGUCAAAGGCAAAGAGAGUCACUCGCAAUGGCGAAAUCAUUCCUUCAAGUCCUAUCACACCAACGGAUCCCAGCAUGGACGAGGACCCCAGACGCUCUGAGGAGAAGAAGCCCAAGGCACUGCAUAAUCCCAAGACUCCUACGAAGAGUACUCCCGAGCCCAGCUCUCCCCGGGUGUCUUCCGUGCCGUCGAUGGACCUGCCUGUUAUCCCGAAACUAAGGAAGGGCAGCAGUCAGACAUACAUCUCAGACUCGUUAGCAUCCACAUCGGACGACGAGUAUGCCGCUAUGGAUGUUGAUAGUCUGCCGGAGACUCCUACCAAAACUAAGACCCAUUCACGCGAGCACUCGGGAUCAGACCAAACUAACGAGGACGAGCCACCGCCACCUCCACCACACUCUCGUUCACCAAGUUCUACUGGUUCCAGCCUUACGAACACUCCUGUCCUCAGUCCAAGUGGCGUGCGUACGAGACGCCGGGGCUCUUCGCCUUUGAAGCAUGAAUAUGAACCAUCCACAGCUUCGGAUUCUUACUCGGACUCCGAUACAUCAACGGUGCGCCAUUACGAAGUACACUCAGGAUCCGACUACUCGGAUACAGAUAGCUCGGAUGAGUCUGAAGAUGAGCCCGUAUCACAGCUAGCUGAAGCAAAGCAUCCUCCCAAGCCCAAGACUCCGGCUCCAGAAGCCAUGUCUACGAGCAGUUCUCUAUCACUGUCUAAUUCCGCAUCUCAGGGUGGAUAUAGAUCCGUUCCUUCACAACCAAGCAAGUCGUCCACUGUUGUUGCGUCAGUAUUUGCUUGGUCAGAAAAGGGUUCUUGGGAUAGCAUCUUCCCUGAUGACUGUAAGGUUAUGGUCAGCCCUGGGCUUAUUGAAGCAUAUGAUAUGGGAAAUGCACCAUCCGGGACUGAAGAGGACAGCAAAGCACGACCAUUGGUUGCGCUUGAACUCACUCCCCUGGUACCUAUUCGACGCGGUACAGCGAUUGACAUCAGUAUCCGCUCUCCUCCUACCAAACGAUCAAAGAUCAGUUGGAGCAACAACAUCAUGUUCCGCUCGAGGAAUGCCGACGAAUGCGAGAUCCUAUACGGCCUUAUCAAUCAAGCACGCAUCAACAACCCCACCUACAUAGCACUCCAGAACGCCCGAGGCCCUUACGCCGAGCAGCCGGUUCCCAUGGAGUCGCCAAACCGAAGUGGUGGUGGGUUGUUUGGCUGGCCACGCCGCAGGAGAAGCUACCGUGCAUCUAGCUCUCCGCAAUCGGUCACCGAUAACUCCGAGAGUAGCGUAGGGACCAUGAGCAGCGCAUUCUCUGCACUGAAGCGGUUUGGAGCGGGAAGCAAGAUGUUUAACAUUUCCCGCUCCUCAAUUGCUUCUCGCGACGGCCAGAAGGAGGACAGCUUGUACUCGAGUUCUGCCGGAUCGAACGCUUCUCCCACAUCCGGCAUCGGCCGCAUAGCAGCCGCCAUGAAGGGCGGCGACGGUAUCGGGCUGUCUAACGCGAAGAUUCGGCUUUACUUGCGCGAAACCCAAUCCAAGUGGCGUGAUAUGGGUGCCGCAAGGCUGACAAUCAUGCCUGCGUCUCCCGAACCUCGCUAUACUGGCACAGCUAGCGGACGUGGCGAUUCCGACAGCAUAGCAGAAGGAGUCGAUGGAAGUGCUCCGGGCUCUGGAGCUGCUUCCCCCCGCCGCGGUCCGGAGUUGGAGAAGCGAAUUGUUAUCCGAGGGAAGACUCGUGGCGAGGUCCUCCUCGAUGUCUGUCUUGGCGAGAGCUCGUUUGAGCGGGUGGCUCGAACCGGUAUCGCCGUGUCCGUCUGGGAGGAGAACGAAGGUGGAGCCAUGCCAAAGAAGGGCGGCGUUACCGUCGGAACCUCCAAGGUCUACAUGAUCCAGAUGAAGAGUGAAGCCGAAGCAGCAUACACCUUCGGGCUUGUCGGAAAGUCCAGAUAUUAA